Molecule: messenger RNA, 963 nt
Organism: Penicillium longicatenatum
Lineage: Eukaryota; Fungi; Ascomycota; Eurotiomycetes; Eurotiales; Aspergillaceae
Product: triglyceride lipase
Exons: 9
Coding region: 1-963 (320 amino acids)
Molecular function (GO): triacylglycerol lipase activity
Source: RefSeq, a predicted model, not a curated record
AUGAUAAGCUGUCGUCUUUCACAAGCAAUAUGCAUCUCAAAAAAGCGCACAUUUCACGCGUCCUCGUGCACACUCAAGCCGAUCCUUGAGCCACGCUUGGAAGACCAGGGCCAAGUGAUUCAUGAUAAAUACUCGGACAUCCGAGAUAGCUAUGAUGCUCCAAAACAUCCAGUUGUUCUCGCCCAUGGGCUGCUUGGCUUCGAUGAACUGCGCCUAGCUGGUCCCUAUCUUCCUGGUGUCCAGUACUGGCGUGGGAUUAAGGAGGCACUUUCUGCAAAAGGAAUUGAAGUUAUCACUGCUACUGUUCCUGCAUCUGCUUCUAUCGAGGAACGUGCCGAGGCACUGAGCCGUGAAAUUGAAGUCGGGGCACGAGGGAAAGAUGUCAAUAUCAUUGCCCAUAGCAUGGGUGGUCUCGAUUCUCGGUACAUGAUUAGUCGGCUUCGACUAGAGAAGUUCAAGGUGCUAUCAUUAACAACUAUUGCAACCCCGCAUCGAGGUUCUGCUGUGGCAGACUACGUUUUCGACCAGAUUGGAGUCGAGCGUCUUCCCCAGAUUUAUUAUGCAUUAAACCGACUCCGUGUCGAAACUGGGGCCUUCGGCCAGCUAACGAGGAAAUACAUGUCCGAGACUUUCAAUCCAAAUACGCCAAACGUUGAAGAUGUUCGGUAUUUCUCUUACGGUGCAGCAUUUGAGCCCAGUAUCUGGUCAGCGUUCCGCCUGUCUCACAGGAUUCUCAGAGAAAUGGAAGGGCCCAACGACGGUCUAGUCAGCGUGGCGAGUAGUCACUGGGGAGGUGAAAAGGGAUACAAAGGGACAUUAAUGGGAGUCAGCCAUCUAGAUCUGAUCAACUGGAGCAAUCGAUUGAAAUGGUUGGCUGGAGAGGUAAUGGGGCAACGGCGGAAUUUCAAUGCGAUUGCUUUUUAUCUGGAUAUUGCAGAUAUGUUGGCGAAAGAAGGUCUUUAG